Messenger RNA from Equus quagga, 699 nucleotides. It is a transcript of the gene CLRN1, whose product is annotated as clarin 1. The coding region runs from base 1 to 699 and encodes 232 amino acids. The record is from RefSeq and is a predicted model, not a curated record. Gene Ontology annotation, biological process: equilibrioception; sensory perception of sound. NCBI's taxonomy places the organism in Eukaryota, Metazoa, Chordata, Mammalia, Perissodactyla, Equidae. The transcript has 3 exons.
AUGCCAAACCAACAGAAAAAAGUGAUUUUUUGCAUGGCCGGGGUGUUAAGCUUCGUUUGUGCCCUGGGAGUUGUGACGGCUCUGGGGACACCAUUGUGGAUCAAAGCCACCUUCCUCUGCAAAACAGGGGCUCUGCUCGUCAACGCCUCGGGGCAGGAGCUGGACAAGUUCAUGGGCGAGAUGCAGUAUGGGCUUUUCCACGGAGCGGGCGUGAGGCAGUGUGGGCUAGGAGCGAGGCCCUUUCGGUUCUCAUUUUUCCCGGAUUUGCUCAAAGUGAUUCCAGUGAGCAUCCACGUCAAUGUCCUUCUCUUCUCCGUGAUCCUCGUUGUUGUCACCAUGGUGGGGACAGCCUUCUUCAUGUACAACGCCUUUGGAAAGCCCUUUGAAACUCUGCACGGCCCACCAGGGUUGUAUCUUCUGAGUUUCAUUUCAGGCUCCUGCGGCUGUCUCGUCAUGAUAUUGUUUGCCUCUGAACUGAAAAUCCACCACCUCUCAGAAAAGAUUGCAAAUUAUAAAAAAGGGACUUAUGCCUACAAAACGCAGAGUGAAAAGUACAGCACCUCCUUCUGGGUCGUUUUCAUUUGCUUUUUUGUUCAUUUUUUGAACGGUCUCCUAAUACGACUUGCUGGAUUUCAGUUCCCUUUUGCAAAAUCUAAAGACACAGAGACAACUAACGUGGCCGCGGAUCUGAUGUACUGA